Mitosporidium daphniae is the source of this 639-nucleotide messenger RNA. RefSeq lists its product as uncharacterized. Bases 1 to 639 code for a protein of 212 amino acids. The transcript has 3 exons. The record is from RefSeq and is a predicted model, not a curated record. NCBI's taxonomy places the organism in Eukaryota, Fungi, Microsporidia.
AUGGGAGAAGAUGGAUGUUGUGGAGAAUCCGUUGACAAGCACAUUCUUGUGGCCAAAGAACAAAAAUCGGCGUCCCUUUGCGUAAAGGGCAAUAGACUGCUUUCGGAGGAAAUAUUGGAGCUCGAACAGCAAGCUGCAUCUUUGGCAGAGCGUAUUGAAAAGAUUCUCUCCACAAAGAAAUUGCAAAUGUCCGAUCUCAAAACCUCGAUCCACGAUGUGAGCAAGCUGAUCCAAGAGGCGAAACUGCGUCUCGAUCGAGAGGAUCUUUUGUAUAAAGAACUUGCAGCAGAGUGCGAUCGGAUGGACGAGAGUGUAAACACCAAAAAGGCCCAUGUGAUCCAACGAGAUGCCACUGUAGAGGAGCUAUACCAUAUGUGGGCUUUGAAUCUUAUCCUUAGGUACGACGGAAUGACAAGGAUUAUUCAGGAGGCAUUUGGGGCGUCUUGUUUUAUGGAACACGAGUACCCGUAUCGUCUUUGCAUCCAUCUGCGCAAUGACGCCAUCCUUGGAGAUAGGAACUUUUUUGUGACGUUUGACAAACGGGGAUCUGUUCUCUCAAUUCAGGUUGACAAUGUCCUAUUUUUGAUGUUUGGUAGGAUGCAAAGCAAGACGGAGUUGAUAUUCUCUCGCAUGCUAUAA